AUGGCGCCAAAAGCUACUGAAUCAGUUAAUACAUUCCUCAACAGACUUAACUCGUGCGCUCGCGGCGGCAAACCUGUGGGAAACGCAGUCCCGAUCCCAAGCCCAGAGCCCUGUCACCCAGACGCCGAAAGGAAGCGAGUGUUGGCGGUGUCGCGCGGGCGACCGGCGGCAACUUUUCCGCCUCGGAAGGUGCUCGGCCCGGGAGCCGGGGCCACCGCGGGACAGGGCAAGUUGCCGCGGGCCGGCCGGCCGGGCCGCCAACCCCCGAGCGCAGACCCGGAGCCCCGCACGCCCGCCCCGCCCCGCCCCCGAGCGGCUCGGGCUCCAGCGCCCGGCGCGGCAGGUGUCUGGGACGCCGCGGCCGCCGGCGCAAAGUUGGCGCGCGGCCGGGCUGCCCCCGCGCGGUACCUACCCCAGCAGCCGCCGUCGCUCCUCGGUCCGCCGGCGCGCCCGCCUCCGAGCCCGGGAAAGCGAAAGAGAAACAGCGCCCGCCGCGGCCUGUCUGGUCCCCGCGCCCUGUCCGCCCUCCCCCAGCAGGCGGGAGCGCGCGGGCUCCACGGGGCCACUCGGCUCUGGCGCGAUAGGGCGCGGCGGGCCUCGGGGCCAAGCCGGUGCCGCCUCCAAGGGCAGCUCCACCCACCUCCAACCGCCAGAGCCGCCCGCCCCGCCGGCCACGCCCCCUCGCCGGCCACGCCCCUCCCCGUGGACCCCGCCCCUCCUCGCCGGCCACGCCCACAGCCCUCGCCGGCGGGCUCGUGCUCCUCCGAGGCGCCAGGGCCACCCUGCGUUCCCCGCCCCCCACCCCUGUCGCUCCUGUGUGACACGUAG
Onychomys torridus (southern grasshopper mouse) is the source of this 828-nucleotide messenger RNA. RefSeq names its product basic proline-rich protein-like. Lineage: Eukaryota; Metazoa; Chordata; Mammalia; Rodentia; Cricetidae. The transcript has 3 exons. The record is from RefSeq and is a predicted model, not a curated record. The coding region runs from base 1 to 828 and encodes 275 amino acids.